UCCCUUGAGUUGACUCGAGCUAUAUACAGCAGCUGUGCAGAUCGAUCUAUACAUCUAUCUUCUUCUUCCUUUUUCUCUUGAAUUGAAUCAGAUAGAAAUUCACAAUGUCAAAGGCAAUUCCUGAGGUAAUACUGAGCUGCGGUAACGACAUUCUAGCCAUGCCAGUGAUUGGCAUGGGAACUGCAUACCCUGCGGCGGAUCCAGAAACAGACAAGGCUGCGGUUCUUGAAGCCAUUAAAGCCGGCUACCGCCACUUUGACACCGCCUUAGUUUACGGGUCGGAGAAAUAUCUAGGUCAAGCCAUAUCCGAUGCUGUGCGUCUUGGACUCAUCAAGUCCAGGAGUGAGGUGUUCAUCACCACCAAGCUUUUUGCCAGCUUUGCUGAGAAGGAUCUUGUGGUGCCUGCCCUCAACAUGAGUUUAAGGAAUCUGCAAUUGGAGUAUGUGGAUAUGUACAUAAUUCAUUGGCCCUUCAAAUUUGGGGGAGAGGUGAAGAGUAUGCCUGUUGCAAAAGAGAUGGUGCUACCUCUAGAUUUGAAGUCAGUUUGGGGAGGCAUGGAAGAGUGCAAGAGACUUGGCCUUGCCAGGGGCAUUGGCGUCAGUAAUUUCACUUGCAACAUGCUUCAGGACCUCCUUUCCAUCGCCAAAAUACCUCCCGUCCUCAACCAAUUGGAGAUGAGCCCAGCUUGGCAGACAAAGAAACUGAAUGACUUCUGUAAGGCAAAGGGUAUCCAUAUUACAGCUUACUCUCCCCUGGGCGGAGCUAACAGUCGAGUAGGAGAUGACAGGGUUUUAUGCUCAAACAUCCUCGAAGACGUUGCCAAAGCCAAAGGCAAAACAACUGCUCAGGUAUCGUUGAGGUGGGUUUAUGAGCAAGGGGUGAGCAUGGUAACAAAAAGCAACAACAAGGAAAGGAUGAAGCAGAACGCUGACAUAUUCGAUUGGUCGUUGAGCGACGAGGAAUUGGAAAAGAUUAGUAAUUUUCCUCAGCGGAAAGCCGUCACCUUUGCCUCAAUUAUUGGGCCGCAUGAUCUAAUUGUCGAGAUUGACGCCCAACUAUAACCCCGUUCUUCGGAGGGGAGGAAAUCGAAUUAAAGUUAAAUAAAGAGUAGAGUACUCUAAAUAAAUAAAAGGAAGCACCAACACCAAAUGCGUUGACAUGUUCUCUCUUGUUACUUGUUCGGGCGGCGUAUAUGAUGUGCUGCUAGUUAAUGUCUCAUUUAACACGUCUGGGCGCCGGUGAAGAAAAUUUAUAUAGAAUAGGAAUAUUAUUUUUUUAUUCAGGUCUUGCAUUGGAUUGGAGUUAAUUUUUUUAUUUUCUUGUUGUUUUCAAGUACAAAUAUUAUAUGAAUAUAUUCCGUGUGAAAGUUGGAAUUAUCGGUUAUAUAUAUAUUUUAUUUGUUC
Messenger RNA from Prunus avium (sweet cherry), 1403 nucleotides. Its product is annotated as D-galacturonate reductase-like. The record is from RefSeq and is a predicted model, not a curated record. NCBI's taxonomy places the organism in Eukaryota, Viridiplantae, Streptophyta, Magnoliopsida, Rosales, Rosaceae. Gene Ontology annotation, molecular function: oxidoreductase activity, acting on the CH-OH group of donors, NAD or NADP as acceptor.